This is a messenger RNA of Mastomys coucha (southern multimammate mouse), 1303 nucleotides long. RefSeq names its product selenoprotein V (gene Selenov). Lineage: Eukaryota; Metazoa; Chordata; Mammalia; Rodentia; Muridae. Gene Ontology annotation, biological process: response to selenium ion. Gene Ontology annotation, cellular component: cytosol. The transcript is spliced from 6 exons. The record is from RefSeq and is a predicted model, not a curated record.
GGUUGCUUCUGUUUUAGAACCCUGGGGUACAAAAGCUCUCCCCGCCCAAGGAAGCAGGGCGAGGCAGAAUGCUCAGUCUGGGGUACCCGGGUCUCACUUGGUCCCCAUGAAUAACAAGGCGCGGAUUCCCGCUUCCUCCUCCACCCGGGCAAACACCCCGUCCCGGACACCCACUUCUACCCGAACCGCAACACCAGCCAGGGCUCCGACCCCGGCGCGCAACCCGACUCCGGUCCGAACGUCCACCCGGGGCCGGACUCCUGCCCAAAUCCCUAACCCUGUUCCAAUCCGGUUCCCAACUCCAGCCCCAGCCCCUGCCCCAGCCUUAACCCCAGCCCCAACUCCAGCUCCAGUCCCGGCCGCAGCACCGGUGCGGACUCCAGCACCGGUGCGGACUCCAGCACCGGUGCGGACUCCAGCACCGGUGCGGACUCCAGCACCAGUCCCGGCCUCGACUCUAGGUCGGAUCUUCCCAACGAUCUCUCCGGUGAGGUUCUUCCAGAGCUUGGCCUCGCCCACGACACAGCCCUUUUCUUCCGUGGGUGCUGGCUCUCUCUUGAAGGAUUCCACGCUCACUCAAAAGCAGAGACCCUCGAUCCACAGCCUAACGGAGGCCAUCCAGGCGCCCACUUCAGUGCUCACUACCUCGGCCUCCAAGACAGGAGGCUCCGUACCGGACCCCGCCCUUCCCAUAGGCUCCUUGGCUUCCAGUACAUUGGACCCCAUUCCGGGCCCCAACCCGACAUUGGAGUUCUUGGCCUCCCCGCUGAAGGAAACCCCUAGUCUGGGUAGGCUCUCCACAAUUUCCCCAGCACCCAGCCUCGUUUCCACUAAGGAGGUCCCCUCCGCCAGCGAGGACAUCCCAUCGGCCAACAGAAUCUUGAUCCGUGUGAUGUACUGUGGCCUCUGAAGCUAUGGCCUCCGGUACGUUAUACUGAAAAGGACCCUGGAGCAUCAAUUUCCAAACCUUCUGGAGUUUGAGGAGGAAAGAGCUACCCAGGUUACUGGGGAGUUUGAAGUGUUUGUGGAUGGGAAGCUGAUCCAUUCCAAGAAGAAAGGUGAUGGCUUUGUGGAUGAGUCUGGUCUGAAGAAACUUGUGAGUGCUAUUGAUGAAGAGAUCAAGAAAAGGUAGCAGCAAUACUGGAGGUGGACAUGAGUGAGGUGCAAUGGAGGGUCAGGAGGAGGCAUGCAAGAGCCUCGGCAGAUGAUGAGAAGGGCUGAAAUGCUGCCAAACCAGGUCCUUUUCUGAUGGUGGCUGGGGCUUGGGUGGGGCUUGGGAAAAUAAAUAAAAAUGUAAUCUGCU